AUGGACCAAAUUACAGAUCAAACACGCGUCCGAGAACCAAACAUGAUUGGUAUUGACGUCAUUAUGGAAGACGAAGCUAUCAUAAUGACCGAUUCUUCUGUACCACCAGCCCAGAAACAGCCCUCAUAUACGCCUCAGUUCUCAUCAGAAGCCCCAGCCAUCUUAGACCGUCUGAACAGAAACUCUCAUGCAGUCAACAAUCAGAUCUCUGAGGAAGUUUCUGUCACAGCUUUGAAAGACACAUUGUCAAUACCUACGCCAAUCAAACAAAGCCAAUCGAUAUCAGCAGAUUCCCUCAAUGCAGGUAUAAAACGAAAGCGAGAAGAUGCAUCCGCGGUCGUCGAUUUCAACCAGAGCACAAUUCAUUUUCCAUGGAAUGGUCCUUCGCCUGCUCAGCAAGCUAGUCUUGAGACACAACGCAUAGGACAAGAAGCCCGAUGUUCGAAAUGCAAUAAAACCGCUCAGGUCGGUCCUUUGGUUGCAUGCAUUCGAUGUCUCGCAUCCUGGCAUCAGCAAUGCCAUUCUCCCAUGGUCAAUAACGAGGCCAUGGCUGCUUCAAACUUCACCUGUUCAGCAUGCACUGCAGGCCGAGAACAGGCUAUCAGACUCAGAGGCAAGGUCAGUCAACAACGGCAACAUGAGAUCGAUCGUCUUCGUCAGAAACGACUAUCUACUCUUCCCAGAGGAGUUGUUCCCGCAAAGCCUAGCCUUGUGGGUUUUGGCCCUGGCCGGGCUUCGGACUCUGCGCGAGCUGACUACUUUGACUCCAUGUCAAAGACGGAUCAACUUAACAUUCUGUCCUUAUGUGAUCAGUUGAAGCCAAACCUGCUUGUCAAUGUCCUCGUGUCUGUGUCGAAGCGACAUCCUGAUUUGCCGAUAUUUGAUUCGCCAGAAUGGGAUGGUCGAUUCUUCAACACCUCUCGCCCUGCAAAGGUUUCAAAGCAUGAUGAAAAACCCCGGCAUGGCCAUGUGCUCCAUAACAAAUCAAUCAAGCCCAGGCAAAAGACUACAAAGAAGAUACUCAAGCGCACUCGCGUUAUUGAGGUGAUUACAAGUGCGCCAGAGGAGGAUGAUGUGCAUGUCUUGCCACCAACAUGGGCAAAGGCUGGAGAGGGGAUGUACUCGAAGCUACCACCCGAGACAGUAGACAGAUUGUUUCUCAUGGAUGAGAACGAUGAAGAAUCGUUCAGUCAUUUCUUGGUAGACGGGGCGGGACGACAGAUUAUGGAGCCUGUGGGUGCUUGA
Fusarium sp. VM40 is the source of this 1245-nucleotide messenger RNA. The record is from the annotation of a GenBank genome assembly. Lineage: Eukaryota; Fungi; Ascomycota; Sordariomycetes; Hypocreales; Nectriaceae.